CACUUUUCUCACUCAAGAUAAAAAGUGCUGUCAAACAAAAAGCUAAAAAAUAGCAUUUUCAUUCGGAUUUAGAUUGUGCUGCGUUACCAAUAUUUGUUUUGCAAGAAAAGCAAUUGAUCGUGAAAAUGGAGACUCGUUUCUCUAGUGGCGUCUCCGGUAAAAUCAUUACACCAACAGGUCCCAACAUUUGCCGUAUUUGUCUCCUCAAUGGAGGCCCUGUUGGAAGCGAUGGAGAUAACGCGAAAGGAAUGGAAUCGAUCUUUACAACGGUCGGUGAAUACGAAGAUAGAAGUUUGUACGGCAUUAUGAUGACCGUGUGUGCUCCUCUCGGCAAGAAGGAAGUGCUGAAGGGUAUGCCGGAUAGAAUUUGCCGUAGCUGCAAAUGGCGCUUGCUGUCCGCAUAUGAACUGUACGAUAUUUGUCUGCGCAGCGACGAAAAGAUAAGGGGGGUGAUGGAGUCGAAAAAACAGCUACUAUCCCAGAAAAAUCCUGAUCAGAUUUCUGUAAAGCAGGAAAUUAUAGAUCCCGAUGAUCAGGAUUACAAUCAUGAUGACACCGGUGGAUUGGAGAACUCAUCGUACAUGAUGGGGGACCAUUAUUUCCCGACAGCAGAGAGCACCCUGAUGAGUGACAACCCGACGGAACUGCUAGAGGAAAUGCAAACGACUGUAGACCCGAACGAAACUUUGUUCGAGGCAAAUUACAAAUUCGAUGAUAAUGGAAACCAUUGCUGUCUUAUAUGUGGCCAAGAGUUCGUCUACAAAAGCCAGUGUCGUUCCCAUAUUAUUGUCAAGCAUGAUCCUAUGAAGCCUUUCAAAUGCGACGUUUGUCACUACACAUUAACGACGGAACUUCGAUUGAUACGCCACAAGGCAAUGACUCAUGGCGAGGAGGAAUUGCUUGAGCCAGCCAUCAAGGAGGAAAAAGAUGAUCCGGUGGAUAGCAUAUACACUUGCAAGAUUUGUUCCAAAACCUUCACCUCGAUAGUUCGCUUCAAACGACAUAAGAACGUUCACGUCGUGUACAACAGACCGUUCAAGUGCGAUAUCUGCUUGUAUCGCUUCCCGAAUCGUGCUCAGCUGAACCAACAUGUUAAGCUACACCAAGAGAAGUCGGGGGAUGCUGACGGAGGCAGCGAGCAAAGCGAAUGGAAGUGUGACUAUUGCGACGAGAAACUACCUGGCAAACGGGCUCAUACCAUGCACGUUCGUCGAUUCCAUCCGCAGGAACUGCAGAACGAGGCGAAGGAAAAGAAUGACUAUAAAUGCAUAAUUUGUUCGGAAGCGUUUGCGAGGGAAAGUGUCCUCAACACUCACAUGAAAAUGCACGAGCUUUUGGCUUUUGAGAAGGACAAAGAACAGCGCCAGGAGCUGGAGCUGUUGGUCAAGAAGGAAUUGAAGGCCCAGCUACCCAAAGGUUCCGAAGGCAGCUCAAGUGUUGGGACGAGCGAGAGCCUGGGUGGAACACUUCUGAACAGCACUGGUAGCAAGAAGAAAAGCGAUGCCGAUGUUUGCUUUGUGUGCAUGAUAUGCGAACAUGAAUUUGAGGAACGUGAGCUGCUGUUGAAACAUCAGAAGCUGUUGCAUAGUGAGUUACAACUCAAUAUUGUGUCUGGUGGCCAGGAGGAUAAUGCUGCAACGACGGAGGGCACUAAUGAUGCUGACGACAACCCGACAGCUCUUGACAAAGAUGACGAAUCUACGAGCGACACGGCUAAAAAUGCUGACGAAGACGACUCGAUGGUGGUUGACGUUGAUCCCAUUCAACUGCUACAGCAAUCGGAGAACGGGCAGCCGAAACGUCCCGGUGCAUCUGCUAUACCCAAGUGUAACAUCUGUCAGAAAACAUUUAUGUACAACUGUCUGCUGCAGAGCCAUAUCAAGAAAAGCCACAGCGAGACCAAACCAUUUGAGUGCAAAAAGUGCCAUAUGCGCUUCGGUUAUCGGGGCACCCUCCAGAAACAUGAAUUGACACAUUCCGCUCAAAGCAUCCGAUCGGGAGAUCACGGUUCCAUUAUGUAUAAAUGUAAAAUUUGUUCCGCUAAAUUUCUAGAGCUUAAGCUGCUUACUUUCCACUUGAGAUCUCAUCGCAACUUGACGAUACCGGCCGAGUAUACUAUCCCAAAGAAGAUCGAGAUAUUCCAGUGUAACUUUUGCCCCCAGAUAUUCAAUGUCAAGGAAGAAUUUGACGAACACCUAUCGAGAGACCAUCGGCAGAACAUUCCUCCCCAGCAGCAGUCUACUCCCGUACAACCCCAACAGCAUCAUAACCACCAUGCGCGCAAAAAUCCGGAUCCACGAAAACGGUUAGCCGAGCGGCAGCCAAUGAAUGAGAAAGAGAUAUUCUUCGAUAAAUUAUCGAUCGUGAAGCUUGAACACCCCGCGAAGCCUGUAUCAAUGGAAACGAUAUAAGAUGGCCGACAGAAAAUAUUUCUUUACAGAAUGAACCGUAGGUAUAUAGCAUAAGCAACAAUAAGAGUAAAUCUAAGGAGGGGGUGGGUGAGAAAUCGAUAACUUUCAUGUGCAUUUUGAGAUAUCCCAUAUACCAUAUGGUAGCAACCAUUUAAGAUUGUGAAAUAAAUGAGGUUAAGA
Molecule: messenger RNA, 2591 nt
Organism: Toxorhynchites rutilus septentrionalis
Lineage: Eukaryota; Metazoa; Arthropoda; Insecta; Diptera; Culicidae
Product: PR domain zinc finger protein 5-like
Exons: 3
Coding region: 126-2411 (761 amino acids)
Biological process (GO): regulation of transcription by RNA polymerase II
Cellular component (GO): nucleus
Molecular function (GO): zinc ion binding; RNA polymerase II transcription regulatory region sequence-specific DNA binding; DNA-binding transcription factor activity, RNA polymerase II-specific
Source: RefSeq, a predicted model, not a curated record